GCCCCGGAAGCGGUUCUACCACUUCCGGGUGGUUGUCAGUGACGCUCUGGAGUGGUCGCCAGGGCGGUCUGAGCUGCGGACCGACUGCUUCUGGCUGGCCAGCACGUCAGGCCCUUGCGGGACCCGCGCCGCCGGUGGAGACUGAAUGGAUGGAUUAAAUGAAUAUUCAUGUAAUUCAUUUGACCUACAAUGUCUAUUAAACUCAUUUCCUGGAGAUUUAGAAUUUAAGCAGAUCUUCAGUGACAUUGGUGAACAGAUGGGAAAAAAUGCCACAAGCAUAGAGCAUUGCAUUGAAGAAAUACAGUCUGAAGUAAACAAACUCUGUCCAGAUGUGCAGCUGCAAACAACAGCGGACUGCUUCACAUGGCUAACUAACUAUAAUUAUAAUUCAUCUAAGUCACCAUCCAUUUCCCAUGGAGAUUUGAUAAAAUUCCUCAAAAUAAUGCAAGAUUUAUUGAAUAAUGAAGAAAAUCAAGAAGAAAUGAUCCUGGAUUUACUCUGGGACCUCUCCUGUCAGAGAAGCAUCUCAUUCCUGUCGCCCCUAGGAGGGACCUCGUUCUGUUUCCUCUCCAGGACAUGUCUGCAUUCUGUUGAAGAUUAUUCCUCUGUGGAUGUAAAGUUUAUUUGGGAUGAUGUAAGAUUACAUCUUCGACGCUUCCUAGUGAACAAGUUAGAAGGCCAUAAUGAGAUAAACAACUCACAGCCAAGAAUUAAACUGAAAAGUCAAUGUAUGCAGCAACUCCUCCUGCUCUACCCAGAAUCAGAAGUGCUUGUCAAGUACCAAAGCAUACAGAAGAGACUGCUGACUAAAUUUCUGCAAACCUCCUUCCCUUCCUGCAACAGAGAUUCAGAUUUAGAAGUAAUUGCUCAUGGAUACCAAAGUACAAUGCUCACGUUAUAUUCAAUGAUAAAAGAGGAUUUUAACAUACUGUGUGAAAUUUUAGCUCCGUCCUCAGUGGUGCAGUUCAUUAAAGAAACUUACCUGGAUACAGUUACAGAAGAAAUGGCAAAAAUUCUUGAAAAUUUUUGUGAGCUGCAGUUCAAAGAAAAUGCUGUUCCUGUAGUUAAAGCAAGCAAGAGCGCCGGCAAGCACAGAGGAACAGUGCAUGCUUUGGUUAGCCCUGCAUGCCCACAGAAGCGAAGACACUCUUCACUAUCCUUAGAUGAACUCAAAUUCUUAGCACAGCUAACAGAAUCCUUUUUGAAGCUGGAAAACAACAUUCAGGAUCUGUUUGAAGAAAUGUUUUUAUUGCUUAAGAUGCCCAGGAAUUCUCCAGGAAUAUUGGAAAAAUCUGAUAGGGAAGCCAUGGUAGAGAAACAUACGUCAAAUGAAACCAACAUUCCUCCAGAGCCAUUAUUACCAGUCAAAGAGGCUACUUUACCAGAGUUUGGCUGGAAAAAUGCAUUUAAAGAAAUCUCUUUUGUCAUGGCACACUCCAUAUCAGCAGCCAUUGAAGGAUUUUCCACAAAAGUCCUCCAACAAGAGCAAACAGAAAGAUCCUCAGGUGUGAGCUACGCUAUAAACCUUGUAACUGUCCCGAAAGUUUGGCGAGAAGGUCACGCAUUUCCUGAGGAGGAACAACCAAAGAAAGUGGCCAAGUUUUGUUCUGACAUCAUGGAAAAGCUUGACACAAUGCUUCCACUGGCUCUGGCAUGCAGAGAUGAUUCUCUUCAGGAAAUUAGAGGGAACCUCGUGGAGGCCUGCUGUAAAGUGGCAACAGCUGUCCUGGAGAGACUGCACGAGAGAGGCAGGGAGGUUCCUUCCAGAGCACCCCUGAAGAACCUGUACGUUCUCCUCUCCACGGCAGCCUACGUCUCCCAGCGUUUUACACAGUAUGUUAAUCUGAUGAGAGAGACAACUAGGAAACCCAUAUUCCUGGUGCCUGUCCAGCGAUAUCAGGAAUUCAUCAACACUCUACAGUUUCAGGUUACGGACUACUGCGUCAGACUUUGUGCUACAAGCAUUUUACAGGAUGCUGAGAGCCACCACUGGGAUGACUACAAAGCUUUUUAUGAGGGGGAAAGAUGCUCCUUCUCCAUCCAGAUGUGGCAUUACUUCAGCUGGGCUCUGCAUCAUGAUCUCUGGACCAUACUACCCGCUAAGCUGGCCCAGGAGAUUCUAGCAGAGGUCCUGGAGAAGUCCUUGGGUCUACUAGCCUCCAGAUAUGCUCGGGCGUGUCCCAGUCCUAAGAGAAUUGCACAGAUAAGACUUGAUGUCACGGCAAUCUUAAUAUGCACUGAGAACAUACUAUGGUCAGUUUGUACAUCUGUACAGGAAAUUUUGAAUCCUCAUGAGUAUAACAACAACAAAAUUUUUAAAAUUCAUACUCAUUGCAACCACCUCUUGACAACAUUAGCCAUUUUGACAGCACCACUAACAGAAUUAUAUAAGACUUUUCAGCAUGGUAUGGAUGACUCAGCUUCAAAUUCCUUAGCAUCAUUGUUUAAUCAACCAUUUCACUGGGUUUCCUGCAUGUCACAGUUCUACCCUUCUUUACUCAGGCCUCCAUCAGCUAGAGAACUGAACGCCCAGGGUCAGUUGAAACUACUCUUAUCCCAGCCAUGCUGUAAGUGGAACCUGCUUCUGGAGACUCUGCUACACAGUGGUGGCCUCAUACCAAGAAUCCUGCUGAGAAGCUCAAAACAAGCUACUGGCACCGAAGAGGACCAGCGGGGAGGCUGCAGUGUGGUGGAAGCCAUCUUUAAAGUUCUGUCCCACUGUCACUUGUCCCCACAAACAUUUGGAAAUGUUUUCCUGAGCUACAUGGAAGAAGAACAGCUCUGGGACUCUUUGUACAACAUUCCAGUCUCAGUGUACACGGAGUCCCAGCCAGAAGUCAUCCGCUGUCUGAGACUGGCGCUGAUGGACGCUGUCAAGGACAUUGUGCAGCAGGUCGUAUCCAUGAUGAGAUGCGGGGGAAACAGUGAGGCAGACCUAAACAAGUCCCGUGUUCCUGAUCGUCUGCUUCAGAGCAUUCCACAAGAAUGGAAUUAUAUUCCAAGAGAAUUCAGAAGGAAAGAAUCAAAUAAAGGCUUCACGAGGCUUGCUGCUCAGGCAGUAUCUAUUGUAAUCAGCAAGUUACCUACGGUGAUUGCAUGCUUGCCUCCCACAAUUAAAUACUUCUUUUUUCUGUCUGAGAGAAAAAUGUCAAAAAACUUGGCUGAAUUGAAGAAAGCUGGCCUGCUUGUCUGGAACUUGAUUGUAAUUAUAUGUCGGAUAUUUGAGGAUGGGAACACCGUGGAACGUUUAACAGGUGCCUCCCUUGACAGAUGGAGUAAAGAGAAAGCAGCUUUCAUCUGUGUGUGUUUGGAAAGCAUUCUAGGAGAGAGAAGCAGCCCUUGUCAACUGACCCAAAAGGUCAUACUGAGCAUUGAGCGGCAAAAACCCAACUGGUUGGAGCACCAGCUCCUGAAAGCAAAGACGCUGAGCAUCAACUGUGCAUUCGUGACGGUGGAGGAAAGCUCAGGCUUAGGAGAUGCCGCUCUUGAACUGACUGAGCAGAAAACAAACGCGAUGGUCCUGGAUCUCUGCCACAAACCAGGUGGCAGCGAGUACCUGAGGCAAAUUUAUCACAUCAUGCGGCUCAAUGAGGACUAUUUAAAAGAACAACUGUUUGCUACAAAUGGUUCAGAGGAAACGCCAUUGCCCAGCCAACCUUUGAAGGUGACCUUGAGGGAUGCAGAGGAUCAGUCUCCUGUUUUUAACCCUUUCCAUGUGUAUAAGACGUUUAGUGAAAACAUGCUAGAGCAGGCGGCCACAGCAACAUGGUGCUGGAACUGGUCAAACUUGCUGCCAAAUUACCUGCAACUGGAUAAGACGACCUUCGGUGCACUUCUCAAAAACAGGUGGGAAAUGAGGAAAGAUGAAACUCUGGAAGAGGAAGAAAAAAUGAUGCUGGAACAUUUAAAACAAAUCUGUAGCACACAGGACUCUUCUUCGUUAGACAGCCCAGACGAACCGUAAUCUGCAGAAAACGUCAACAGCUUUAUUUUAGGAAACAGUCUCCUGCAAUGGAGGCUUUCACCAUCGUCAGAGGAACCUCACGCAUGCCACUGAGUACAGCCAUCACCACAGAGGCUCUGUACUGAACAGGAACACAGAACAUAAAGAAUAAGAGGCUCCGUAAUUUUUAUAUUAAAGAUAAUUUCAAAUUCUUUCCCAAUCUUUCUCCUUAUCUGAUAAAACUACUGCCAUCUCGUGUUCCCUUUGAAUUAUGUUUUUUUUUUUCUUCCCUUCAGUAUUGACGUAUCUAUGACAACAGGAAAAAUGUUUGGAAAUAUUUUCCUUAGGGACUUCUUAUACAAUAUUUAGAUGUUAAGUUGAUUGGAGCCCCCCAACCCCGGAAGUCAUCUGAAAACUACAAUUUGAUUUGGUAGCUGUAGCCCAAGAACAGAUCUUAAUUGUCUUUAGUAUUACUGAUUGGACCCUUCCCCUAUAACCUCUUCCUCAUCCACUUUAUCUUAAUCAUAACCACAAGAAAGCAGUCUCCAGCACUAUAUAACUUCCAUCAUAUGACGGCUUGUGAUCGUUGUUGCCCUCCUCCUAAAUACCAUUCCACUCUGAUGCUUUCACCUCCUGUACCAAGUGGCUCCGAUUCAGGAAACUCGUGACAUCCUUUUGACUCAAGCCAAAAAAAAAAAAAAAAAAGGUAGUUUUUCCCAACCAAAAACCAUCUUUAUUUCAAAAUUAUGUUCAAAAAUUAUCUAUUGACUACCCAGGGUCCGGGGAUUGCACUAGGUCCGGCAUGGGAUAUCUGAGGGAAAAAAAUCUGUGUAUUCUAUGUUCUUAUGUCUGUAACUUUAUUCCUUUAAGAUAAAAUUCUAUCUAUACAGCUACAGCUCCAUCAGGCAUUCAAGACAAGAAUAAAUCUAGAUACACCAAGCUCUUUAUCCAUCCACUUUAUUUCUCUGGGAUGAAAUUCUGUCUGUAUAGCUUCAGUUCCGUCCAGUUCCCUAGCUCAUAGUCCUGCUAACGACUAAACUCCUAAGCUACCAGCCUCAUCUUCGUCCUCCAUUUCCUUAUUCUCCAUUUCCACUACACUCUACUCCUGGCACUCAGAAAACUCUACCCUAGACCUGCUUACCCUCGACGGAACCUCUGUCUUCCUCUCUUCUCUCACCAUUCUGUCUGUUUCUCAAGUUCUUCUUAUACCUCAGUCCCCUCAGUCUCUGAGGUGUUCAGUUAUAAACCCAAACCAUAGUGAUCCUCUGUCAGAGCAAGGUCACCAGGCUUGAAUUCUUACAGAGUCAUAAAGGUAGGUGAGAAUUUUCCUCAGACAGUGACCACCAGGCUUUCUUUUACAACCCAAAAUGGGAGUGGUAAAAGAGGAGGUCAACUGAGUGCUAAUGACCGGUUAGUAUAUCAAAAAGGGGAUCUAUGUGCUUAGUCUACAUUCCUAGAAGUGGUUAGGUAAGAAAUUAGGGGUCUACUAGUAAGGUUGUACAAGAAAGGAGGGUCUCACCCUAAAUUGCACAAGAAAUAAAGCUAUCUGCCUGACCUGGAGACAGGUGUUGUUUCGUUUGGCCUUGGAUGCUUGAUAGGCAUUUUAGAUAAAUACACUGUUAGGAGUUCUUGGAAGCAUGCAUAGCAUUACAAGAAAAUCACUGUCGGAAACAGCUAAUAUACAUACAAAACUAAAAUAUCACCAAGACUUCUUAAACCAUGGCUUGAUCUUUGGAGAAGUCCUUGACUUUUCCAAGUAGUAGCUUUUGUGACAGUAGCUGAGUUCCAUUAGGCUUUCCUGAGGCUUGCAGCAGUUAUCCUUCUCUACCCUUUAUUAACUACAACGCCUGUUGUUGCUGUUGUUGUUUUAUUCUCUUUUUUUUGGGGGGGGGGGAGUUACCACCCAGCUCCCAAAUAAAUACAUGGAAGCCUUUUCUUAAUUAUGAAUGCCCGACCUUAGCAUGGCUUAUUUCUAGCCAGCUUUUCUUAACUUAUUAUCCAGUCUGCCUUUUGUCUCUGGGCUUUCCCAUUUCUUACUCCUGUUAUCCUACACUCACUCUUACUCCGUGGCUGGCUGUGAGGCUGUGUGGCUGGCCCCUUCUUUUCUGGCUCCUUGAUCUCUCUUGCUUUUCGAGCCCUCUUUUUCUCCUCUUAUUCUCUCUGUCUGCCAGCCCUGCCUAUCCUUUCUCCUGCCUUACUAUUGGCUGUUCAGUUCUUUAUUAGACCAGUCAGAUGUUUUAAGCAGGCACAGUAACACAACUUCACAGGGUUAAACAAAUGCAACAAAAAAGAAUGCAGCACAUCUUUGCAUCAUUAAACAAAUGUUCCACGGCAUAAACAAGUGUAACAUAUCUUAAAAUAAUAUUCUAUAACAAAUGCCUGCUAUUUUUCUUAUUUCCAUUGCACUUGCACACAUGCAGAAAGAGACAGACAGACACACACACACACACACACACACACUCAGAGAGAGAGAGAGAGAGAGAGAGAGAGAGAGAGAGAGAGAGAGGUGUUCUACCCUGCCUGCCAAGUACAAUUAUAUAUAUUUAGUAUGUCCUUCCUAUCAGUGCCUGAUAUUAUAUUAUAGAGACCCUAAAAGUCUUAAAUAUAAUAUGAAGUUUCCCUUUAUAAACCUGAAUAUGCUAGGAUUAUUCAAUGUGUGGGCAGUUAACAAAAGCAGCUGAUUAAGUAACUACCAUUGGAAGGAGAUACACUGUGCACAAAGAACCAUGAGGACAUAUGGGAGAAGCCUCAUGGUGAACCAUGGACGAUCUGACAUCAAACAUCAUGUCUUCUGAUGUUCUCACAAACUUAGUAAACUCUGUGUGCUCCCACAUCCUGUGAUCUUUAUGAAAUACUUGUAGCCACAUAAUUUCCUAAGGAAAGUACUCACAUAUUUUUCAAAGGCUGAGUUUAGUGUACAAAGGAGGUCACUGUAGAGAGUCUUACAUUUUCACUUGCAGUAAAAUGAACAGCCAUGUACCCAGAUCCCUGCUAAAUAACACACUUUAAAUUAAAAAAAAAUAGACCAUGAAUUUGAAAAAGAGCAAGGAGGGGUAUGUAGUAGGGUUUAGAUGGAGGAAAGGGGGAAAAUGAUAUAAUUAUUUUAUUCAAAAAUAAAUAAUUUUGUAAAGAAAGUCCUUUAGUUGGCCUGGAUAAUGUGAAGCAAGUAUUUUCAAAUAUGCCUUAACUAAUUUUUUUAAAUUCUAUUGAAGUCAUUUAAAAAUUAGAGUUUUACACAAAAUGAACAUUCCAUUUAAUCUUACUUGUAAAUAGUAAAAAGAAAACUCAAUAUAAAGCAGUUGAUUGUUCCUCCAGCUAUCUGAUAGGAUCCUACAUUAGUCUACAUAACUAUGAUACAGUAGACAAUAACUGAAGAGCCAAAAUGAAAAUAAAUUGACCCGAAUAAAAAUGUUAUAGUAGCUCACAUAUCAGUUGUCUCUAUUAAGAUGACAUUUUAAAGCUCUUUUACUGUAGCUACGCAUUUGUAUAGCAAUCCUGAGAAGUGACUUCAUUUCUUCAGAAGAAAAAGUUCUGUGUCUGUCAUUUGAAAGAGAAAAUGAGAUGAGAGAAAACUUAUCUGAAUUCUCUUCUGUGCUUCAUCAUUGAAUUACAGUGAUAACUUCUGAAUGGUUUGUGAUUGGGAAUGUUAAAUAUGUGAUUGAUUGUCAGAUAAGUUUGACUUUCAGUGUUUUUAAGAAUAUGGUAAGUAGUAUCUCGGAGCAGUUGUUUCUCACAUUCAGCUUUGUAUGGGUCGACGAUAGCACUGAGGCCUCACACUUUGUGACUCCUCAGGUCCUGUUACAGAGACGGUGUCUGCUGUGUUCUGUGCCACUGUAUUUUAUACAAUGCCGAGUUUUUCAUUUUAUUAUUGGUUUAGCAGUUUCUCCAUAGAAAUAGUAUGAAUUAGAUUUUUAAUUAUGUCUAUUUCAGAUAUCAUGUAUUUAUGAUCUCUAUAAACAUUCUUGUAGGAAUACCAACUAAAGAAUAGGAAAAAUUUGUUUUUCUCUGUUAGUAUGUGCUCACUCAUAGCAUAAUGAUAUCCCUACAUUCUCAGACCAAAAGGAUGUUCAGCUAGUCUGUCAUCAUCUUUCCUUUCUUUAUACUUGAACAAUUGUAUACUAGAAAAUAGCCUUUAAAAAGGAAGUAAAUCCUGCCACAUAUAACAUUACAGAUAAAUGCAAGGACAGAAUGCUAAAGGCAAAAAUUCAAUAAACCAGGGACUUAAAAACACUGAGACGCUGGAGAGAUGCUCAGUGGUUAAGAGCACUCGAUGCUCUCACAGAGGACCAGGCUUUGACCCCUAACACCCAUAUUGCAGAUCAAAACCCUCUGUAACUCCAGUCCCAGGGUAUAUGAUGCCCUCUCCUUGCCCCUGUGGGCACUGCAUGCAUGUGGUAUACAUACACACAUGCAGACAAAACAUCCAUACAUAGAAAAUAAUUUUAAAAACUUAAAAAAUAAAUGUUGUGUGAUUCUA
This is a messenger RNA of Peromyscus californicus insignis, 8420 nucleotides long. RefSeq names its product KIAA0825 ortholog. NCBI's taxonomy places the organism in Eukaryota, Metazoa, Chordata, Mammalia, Rodentia, Cricetidae. Bases 146 to 3964 code for a protein of 1272 amino acids. The record is from RefSeq and is a predicted model, not a curated record. The transcript has 20 exons.